Molecule: messenger RNA, 2109 nt
Organism: Cladophialophora yegresii CBS 114405
Lineage: Eukaryota; Fungi; Ascomycota; Eurotiomycetes; Chaetothyriales; Herpotrichiellaceae
Exons: 2
Coding region: 1-2109 (702 amino acids)
Biological process (GO): regulation of transcription by RNA polymerase II
Molecular function (GO): DNA-binding transcription factor activity; RNA polymerase II cis-regulatory region sequence-specific DNA binding
Source: RefSeq, a predicted model, not a curated record
AUGGAUAACACCCGGGGAAGGUCCCCUUCAAGAGGCAAUGCGCAGCACAUAAGCCCUCAACCUUCGCCAAACCAUUACCCCAAUACAGUGCCAGGAGUCGACCCUUCUAUACAGCAAGCCUUGACACACGGCAAAUUCAACACGGCAAACAUCUUCAACAACCCCUUUCUUGCCUCGCAACAACAGGGCGGACUCCAGGCUGACCCCAACCAAACCCCUUUCUAUAACAACGGCCAAUAUCACCAGAAUAUCUACCCGGACAACCGAUUCGGAGGUCAAAAUCUCGGUCAGGUCUACAACAACGGCGGCUUCAUAUAUCAGAGCGAUAACAUGAACAAUGAUUUCAACCAGAACUACCCCAUGAACCAGGUCUUUGACAUGCAUCCCCAGAACAACGUCAAUCCGGCAGAGUUGAGCAAGGUAUCUUCGCCCCAAGAUCAUCAAUCUCCAGGGCUACAGCCCCCUGAGAACCAGACGCAGUCUUCUCAACCUGGCUCACCGGCUUCAACCAAUGGCCAGUUCUAUACUCCGCAGCAUUCACGAAAUGCUUCGCUUGACCCUUCAAGCGCCUAUUCUGGUCUUAGCUUUACCCAGCAUCGGAGAGCGCCAUCAGAACACAGUGAUGUUUCAUCAGCGCAGCACUCCCCCUAUCUUGCUCACGCAGAACUGCAUAAUGCAGGAGUGGAUCUCGGCCAUUCCCCGUAUCUCCCCGCGCAAACUGAUUCCGGCAAUACCUUUGGCAUAGAAUCCUUCAACCUGGGUGACCAGGCUUACCGGUCACCCAGGCUCAUGCCCCAUAUGGAAGGAAGCCAAAACGGUUCCGGGAUGGACGGUAGUGGCUUGCUGAGCCGACCGAUGGGCAUUCCGGUGCCGGAUGUGUAUUCAACUCAGUCACCACCACAAUUCCAAGUCCAAGCCCCUGUUGUACCAAGUAACCACAUGCGAAAUAGCUCGAUCGUCUCAGACAUUGGCCAGGCCGAUCAAUUUGCGCCUCCGACAAUCAACAUCGAGCCUGCGCCUGUUUCAAGGCAGCAAAGCUUCGGACCACAAGGAGAUACGAUGGAGGGUGCUUUGAGUCCACCUUCCAGUAAUAGAGGUAGAAACCGAAGCAAGUCCGAUGUCACAUUCACACGUCCACUAUCAAGAUCGAGUUCGCCUGGCCUUACAGCGACCAAUGCAGCCCGCAACAAUCUAUCUGUACGCUCUAGCACUCCUGAAAGGGGCGGUUCUAUAUCGCGAGAAUCGUCUCCGGGGCCCGGGGUACAGUCAGGCCGCAUCGAUAAGAACCGCCGAGCUAGUACCUCAUCCAUGGGUCAGAACAGGGAUUACAUUCUCGAUCUGGCGGAUCCCAACAGGCCCAAUGCGUCUCAGUCCGGAACGAGCACGAGAGUUCAAAAACACCCGGCAACAUUCCAAUGCACUCUAUGCCCCAAGCGUUUCACGCGGGCCUAUAACCUACGCUCGCAUCUGCGGACGCAUACUGACGAGCGGCCUUUCGUCUGUACCGUUUGCGGCAAAGCUUUUGCAAGGCAGCACGAUCGCAAACGGCACGAGGGCUUGCAUAGCGGCGAGAAGAAGUUCGUCUGUAAAGGUGAACUUCACUCCACGCCAGGUCAACACUGGGGUUGCGGAAGACGAUUCGCGCGAGCAGAUGCCCUAGGUCGACAUUUCCGCAGUGAAGCUGGCCGGAUAUGCAUCAAGCCUCUACUUGAGGAAGAAAAAGCAGAGCGCCAGAACCGAGCUAGAAUGGAACAACAACAAGCCCAGCACGCUCAAUAUGCUCAGCAGGGCGGCCUGCAACCCAUACCGCAACCUAUGAUGAUUGGAAUGGAUCCCAGCACCGGCACCGGUGGAUUUGCCUUGCCCGCCGCUCUGCUGCAACAAUACCCUGCGCUGCAGAAUAUCGACUGGAGUCAGAUCUCCUCUGUGGCGGAUGACCCGGGUGAUCUGAGUGAUGUCGGCGGUAUGGGGCAGCCCAAUUUUGAUGGGUCGAGUGGCGGGGAGUAUUAUGAUGAAGAUAUUUCGGACGGAUACGUCAGCGGCACUGGGAUGGACUUUGCAAACCCCCACCAAGUACAGGGAUCGCAGCAUAUGUAUAUGGGUAGCUGA